Messenger RNA from Peronospora belbahrii, 2142 nucleotides. The record is from the annotation of a GenBank genome assembly. NCBI's taxonomy places the organism in Eukaryota, Oomycota, Peronosporomycetes, Peronosporales, Peronosporaceae.
AUGAGUGAUUCAUCAUCUCUUAAUGGAGCUUUAGCUGGUGCAGGAGUUUCUCUAUUAUUGUUUUUUUGCUUUAUUCUCUUGUGUAUUUACCAAUUUCAUGGUCUAGAUGACGUUGUGAGGAUUGAAUCGGUCGAUGUACGUAGUUUACAAUUACGUGAGGAUCUAGUGGACACAAUAUUGGAUGAUGGAUGCAGUGAAUGGCAAUGUAUAGUAUGUGCACAUAUGAAUCAUCCAAACCAUGAACUUUGUCUCUUGUGUGGUACGUCGGCGGAGUUUUCGACAAUGGAAGAGCUCGUAGAGGACUUGUACACUAUUGGAAAGACGCGACGUGUUGCUAGAUGUACAUUACUGGGUACAGAAAAUGGAACACUACUAAGUUCGACGUUAUUAGAGAAUCUAGUGACCAGGUCAGAUUCGAAUCCAGGGGCAAUGACGACGUCACUAGCGCUACAAAGGGCCAAGACAUUACCCAUGACACGCAGCAUGUCAAGUGGUGAAAUUGCUCAAGAAGUGGAAAUCACUACGAGCAUGAGACAAAGAGCAUUGCGGUACAGAAGGCUAAACGAGAUGCAGCUGAACCAGAAACAGAGAGGAGCGAGUCGAAGACGAUUGUGGCAACGAGUACCACUACCUACUGGAGGUUUCGUAUGGGUCAGAACAAUGGAACCCGCGGCACCAGGUUCAGUCUUUGCUAGAGCUGACUCGUUUGUGAGCAAGCUACGAAAAAACAGUUCGUUUUUGUCCAAGAACCCACAGGCAAAGAGCUUACGCGAGGAUUUGGCGGAGCAACUACAUCGCAAGAAUGCAGCUUCAAUGGGUUUUUUCUCGGAGCUUAAUGCCUCAGGUACUGCGGUUGCGUACAGGAAGACGGACUCUGUCAGCUUGGAUGUCGGUCCGAAAAGCGGUGAUGAUGAGCCAUGGGUAGAUUUUGAAGGUGUACUUGCGAUGACGUGGAGAGAAAAGAAACGGUGGUUCCUCAAGCAAACUACGAUUCUUUCCGUGCCGUACACUGAAUCCAUUUUCAAGAUUGACGUACGGCGCUCCGCCAUUCUCGACGAUUCGUUACCGCAGCUAGCCGGAAGGGGAGUUGACGUUUCAAGGAUGCAGGAGCAUCUUAACAUCAGCUUUAUUGAUGAGCCAGCUGUUGAUGCUGGAGGUGUACUGCGCGAGUGGUUUGGCCUUGUGUGUAAAGAACUCUUUAGCGCCAAACGAGGCCUUUUCGUGACGACCCACGCAGAAGACUCUAGUUACUGGAUCAACUCGGAAUCAGCUAAGUGUGUUCCCGAAGGACAGGACCACCUGCAAUAUUUUACGUUUGCUGGCAGGCUUUUAGGCAAGGCCAUGUUAGAUGGUCUUGUCCUUGAAGUGAGCAUGUCACUACCAUUGCUGAAACAUUUUUUGGGUGUCCCCAUUACUUUUUCGGACCUGGGGUAUCUUGAUGAAGAGCUGCACAAGCAUUUAUGCUGGGUGCGAGACAAUGAUCAUGUGGACGCUCUUUGUUUGACGUUCAGUAUUCAGACGCUGUCGGGUGAGACGGUUGAGCUGAAACCUGGUGGAAUGAACAUUGAUGUGACCGACGAAAACAAGACUGAGUAUUUGUCACUGGUGCUACGCUACCGCAUGUUGGACAGCGUGGCUGAACAACUCACAGCACUGCUCCGAGGUUUAUACGAGGUCAUUCCGAAGUCGAUGAUCACUAUUUUCGACUAUCAGGAGCUGGACUUUUACCUCAGCGGAUUGCCCACCUUGAAUGUGGCCGAUUGGCAGAACAACUCUCGUCUUCAGCAUGCAACUUAUGACAAUGAUUCAGAAGGAAUCGAACAAGAGCUCGAGGUAAUGCAAUGGUUCUGGGAUGUGGUUAAUACCUUCACCGACGACCAGCGUGCUCGGCUUUUGCAAUUUGCUACUGGCUGUUCACGUGUACCUGUUGAGGGCUUCAGAGCGCUUACAAGUGCCAGUGGUAUUGUCCAUCCCUUCACGUUGCAGAUGGUGCCCUUAGGUACACCACCGCUUGGCAUGUGCCCACGUGCCCACACUUGCUUUAACCGCAUUGAUUUGCCGGUGUAUGAGACGAAAGAAGAUCUCAAAUCGUAUCUAUCGCUGGUGAUUCAAAUGGAGAUCACUGGCUUUGGUUUUGAGUAG